Molecule: messenger RNA, 2069 nt
Organism: Arachis ipaensis
Lineage: Eukaryota; Viridiplantae; Streptophyta; Magnoliopsida; Fabales; Fabaceae
Cellular component (GO): membrane
Source: RefSeq, a predicted model, not a curated record
UCUCUAUUCUUUAUCCUUCUUUAUUUUUAUGUGUUUUUCAGUUGUUAGCAUAAUCAAAAUGCGCUGAUAUACUAUACAUUUUUUUCCUCAGAUAAUUUUGUCCCAUUUUCAUCAUUCAUUUAAACUUCCUAGUUUCAUUUCUACCUUUACAUGUUGAUUUAUGUUCAGUUUGUUAUUAAUUUAUCAUUGUAAAUGUGAAGUUGCUGGUUUUGGGGAAUUUAGCUUCCUAUAUGGGAAUAUGGAGAUUUUUCGUUGAACUCAAUGAGAUUAAAACAGGGCACGCAGAAUGCAGGGAUUGGGAUUAAUUGGAAACAUAAGAGUUGCUGAGUUGGGUUCAAAUUUUGAUAGCUUUACUCUGUUUUUUUUUUCUAUUUGGGUCGCCUAAUCUUGGGCCAUUUACGGUUUGAAAUCAAAUUAAACAAUAGAAAUUUUAGUGUUUGAUCGGAAUUGUUAUGAUCCUAUUUGUUUGUAAGAAAAGAAAAUUCGAUAAGACAAGAACUGAGGUGCUGGCCGCAAUGUAAUUAGACGUGGGUUUAAUCAUACCACGUGUGAGUUCCACUGUCUUAAUUUAAUGGAGAAUGCAGCUGCAAGAUACUGCAGAUACAACCACCCUUAGUUAUUGGUUGAAUUGGAGGGUCUAUCUUUGUGCACUUUGUGUUUUGCUGCCCAUGGUUGUGGCGUUUCUUGUGAUAUGGAAGCAUGAAGGUUCGAGGGACUCUAUGCAUGGCAAAGGAAAAAAUCAGCAAGAUGGCAAUGGGACUUUACCUGGUGAUGAAGCAUGGAAACCAUGCCUAAAGGAAAUUCACCCUAUUUGUUUACUAGCUUUUCGAGUUAUUGCAUUUGCUUCUCUUUUGGCAACGCUGAUUGCCAAAGUUAGUAUUAAUGGUGGCACCAUAUUUUACUAUUACACGCAGUGGACUUUCACUUCGGUUACAAUUUAUUUUGCAUGUGGAUGUGUGCUGUCAGUGUAUGGGUGUUAUCAGUAUAAAACAUCAACAUUCUCCACCUCUAAUGUUAAUUUUGCUAGGAUAGAUGUAGACCAAGAACGAAACAUGCCUUUCAUGCAUCAUGAGGUUGCAAAUCUCUCUAGAAUGGAGGAUCAUGCUGAUACCCUGGUCGAAAUGCAUAGGGGUAGUGUGACAGCUACCUUGAGUUGCCUUUUUCGUGUUCUAUUCCAGAUGAAUGCAGGGGCAGUGAUGCUCACAGAUUGCGUUUAUUGGUUCAUUAUAUUUCCGUUUCUUACCCUGAAGGAUUAUGAUUGGAACUUUAUGACAGUGAAUAUGCAUACACUAAAUGUUAUCUUGCUCCUUGGGGAUACAGCUCUAAAUUGUCUGCAAGUUCCCUGGACUGGGAUGUCAUUCUUUGUGUUAUGGACAGGAGCUUUUGUCAUUUUUCAGUGGAUCAUUCAUGCUUGUGUCCCAAUUUGGUGGCCAUACCCAUUUCUUGAUUUAUCGUUGCCCCUUGCUCCAUUGUGGUAUUUGUUGGUCGGAUUGUUGCAUAUUCCAUGUUAUGGAUUAUUUGUGCUGAUUGUGGAAAUGAAACAUUAUUUCUUGUCCAAAUGGUUCCCAUCCUCUUACCAGUGCUGAAAGGAAAGAUCAACCGCUAUCUAAGUCGGGUCGCUUUAGAGCCAAUUGCUGUUUGGGUCUACUGCAAAACUAUAUCAGGGUGUGUUCUCCAGCUGCAAGAUGCUAUCCACAACUGAGUCCUUUUAACGCGCUCAUGGCCACAUCACAUUACUGAAAUUCCGCGAAUGCAGUAAUGUGAAGCAUCCAGAAUUCAUUUCAAUUAUGCUACCGCUUAAAAAUGCUUCCUCUCCAAAGGUAAGGCAAGAUUUAUGUAGGGAGCAAGUUGAGGAUGGGGAGCUCUUCAUUUUUAUGGCAUUAUUUCCUGUUCCCCAACUAAUGACUAAUUGGGUUAUAUAAGUCCAUUAAUUAAAGGUAGAACUAGAUUUUACUAGAAAUAUUAUACUAUAGUAUAAAUGGUAAUGUUAGAAGUUGGAUGUAGCCCAAUUAUACUCAUUACAUCAUAUUUAAUAUUUAAAACCCCUUUUGAGCUGCUUGUGAACCUUC